This is a messenger RNA of Penicillium expansum, 1062 nucleotides long. Its product is annotated as DUF2841 domain-containing protein. NCBI's taxonomy places the organism in Eukaryota, Fungi, Ascomycota, Eurotiomycetes, Eurotiales, Aspergillaceae. Bases 1 to 1062 code for a protein of 353 amino acids. The transcript is spliced from 3 exons. The record is from RefSeq and is a predicted model, not a curated record.
AUGUGGCCGUCAAGCGAGUCUUGGCCUCUACAACCCAGUUCACAAUCCAAGAAGAAUUUUGGAGGUCGGAACCUCAACCUGACUACACAACAAAGAGCCUCAAUUUCUGUGAAAGAGAGAGGUCUCUUGCGUCUCUACUAUGAGAAAAUCUUUCAAAACCUGCAACAAACAAACUGCCGAAUUAUCGCCAAAGCCUACAUCAAAUUAGUUGAGCCGCGCAAGCAAGUCAACUACCCAUACAAUGGGCGGAAGAUAGUUGAAGGGAGAACCCAACAGUUGGAUCCGGAGACAACCAAGCCACCGUGGUGGCCGCAUGGAGUGAGCCAUAGGGAGCCGGAUCAUCUUCCAAAAGUUGAACGCAUUCGACUUUUGGUGUAUAUGCUCUGCGAGAUGCGCGAAACCCACGGAAUCACAACCGCUAGAUUAAAGCAAUGUGAUCAGCCCAUUCGUCGCCAAAUCCUCCCGGUCGAGCGUUUACAAAUCCUGGACGAGGCAUAUCGAGUUCGCGAGGAGGAGGAAAAAUUUCUCGAUGGGAUUUCAGAUGGAAAAUCCGUCUUUAUAUCUCGCACCAAUCUUCCUCAAAUGGUAGAGGACACAUCGAGCGGACAGAGCUCGCCAGCCGAAACAAUCUCUUCUCAGAAUAUCGUCGAAUCUGAGCGCAGCGACGGAAUCUCUAGCAUUGAUAUAACCCACCCCGGAGAUCUGCCGAGCGCGUCACCUUAUAAUCAUUCCAAUCCUUAUAGCCCAGCAAUGAAUCUGGGACCAAACACCCAAUACCAGUCUGUCGGCCCGUCUACAAACAUGCCAACGUCGCCAUUGGAAUUGAGGCCAAAACACGAAUCACUAUCUGCUGGGUCGCAUUUGAUUGAUCAGACACGUCCCGUUAGCAUGACGCAUUAUCCAUACCCUGGCGUAUCUGGCAUUCCACCAGCCCCGAUGCAGUUCUAUGGUGCCCCUAAUUUGUCCCAAGAUGCAGGUGUUCCAAUUACCCAGACCUCGAGAGAAGGCUUGUCAACGGAGACAAUGAUGCCAUAUGGCCACCCCUACUAUUUCAACUAUUGA